Quercus lobata is the source of this 804-nucleotide messenger RNA. Its product is annotated as histone H3.3. The record is from RefSeq and is a predicted model, not a curated record. The transcript is spliced from 4 exons. NCBI's taxonomy places the organism in Eukaryota, Viridiplantae, Streptophyta, Magnoliopsida, Fagales, Fagaceae. Gene Ontology annotation, molecular function: protein heterodimerization activity; DNA binding; structural constituent of chromatin. Gene Ontology annotation, cellular component: nucleosome. The coding region runs from base 213 to 623 and encodes 136 amino acids.
AAAAGUAAAAACCGCACCGAACCUCCCACCCCGCCUAUAAAUAUUAUAAUAUUAUUCGCAUAGCAGUAGCACGCUCAUUGUAGCAUUGCUAAUUAUUUUGAACGAUCCUCGAAAUUUGUUGAAAACCCUAGGUACUAACCAGUCUCUUCCUUCUCUAAUCUUAAGGAAUUUGUUCGCGUUUACAGGUCUAGUUUAGCUUGAUCUUGUUAAUAAUGGCCCGUACAAAGCAAACCGCUCGUAAAUCCACAGGAGGCAAGGCUCCCAGGAAGCAACUCGCCACUAAGGCUGCAAGGAAGUCUGCACCUACCACGGGUGGAGUCAAGAAACCUCACCGUUAUCGCCCUGGAACUGUUGCUCUUCGUGAAAUUAGGAAAUACCAGAAAAGUACUGAACUUUUGAUUCGCAAGCUGCCCUUCCAACGCCUUGUCCGAGAAAUUGCACAAGACUUUAAGACGGAUUUGAGGUUCCAGAGCCAUGCAGUUCUUGCACUUCAGGAGGCAGCAGAGGCCUACCUUGUUGGUUUGUUUGAGGAUACAAAUCUCUGUGCCAUCCAUGCCAAGAGGGUGACUAUAAUGCCAAAGGACAUCCAGCUUGCACGACGAAUUCGAGGUGAAAGGGCGUAAAAGUUGCUUCUUGUUUAGUUCAUUUAAGUUGGAUAUUCAAUUUACUUCAAAUAUCAGGUUUACCAUGGCAUGUCUAAUUUGAACUGCUGCAUAUUAUGGGUCUAGUCUACAAAUAUGUACUGAAUUUAUUUUAUUUUAUUUUAUUUGACGAGUACAACUAUGUACUGAAAUAUUGGUACUA